AGAGGCUCGGCUACAGAAAAAGGUCACAGGCGUGAUAGCGAAGAUGGCGGCCUCCUUGUGUCAGUGUUACCAGCGUGGCAUCCGGAGGAGCUGCCUGUUCCUGACCACACGCCUGUAUCUCUCCACAUUGGGCAGCGCUCACACAUACAGGAUAUGUGGAUCCCACAAAGCCCUUCCUCAGAUGCGAUAUGCGUCCAGUGGGGGCGGCGGCCGCAAAGGCUUCCUGGGGGAAUUCCUGGACAACAUAAAGCAGGAGCUCGGCAAGAACAAGGAAAUGAAGGAAAACAUUCGGAAGUUUCGGGAAGAAGCCAAGAGGUUGGAGGAGUCGGACGCACUCAAGCAGGCCAGGAGGAAAUAUAAAACGAUCGAAUCUGAAACUGUGAAGACAUCUGAGGUACUGAAGCAGAAACUGGGAUCCUUGUCAGAGACCGUGAAAGAGGGCCUGGAGGAGGUGAGCCGUACAGAUCUGGGAAAGAAGGUCAUGGAAGGUAUGGAGGAGGCCGCCAAGACGGCCAAGCGCUCGGCAGAGACCGUGUCCAAGAGCGGGGAGAAGCUGGGCAAGACCGGGGCCUUCAAGGCUAUUUCUCAGGGCAUGGAGACGGUCAAGAAGGAGAUCGACAUGGGACAGAGCGGCCCCUACCGGCCCCCCACCCAGUUAAGGAAGAGGACGGACUUCUCCUCCAAAGCGGGGGGGGCGGCGUCCAAGGUCUUUGAAGCUAAUGAGGAGGCCAUGGGUGUGGUGCUACACAAAGACUCAAAGUGGUAUCAGCAGUGGAAGGACUUCAAAGACAACAAUGUCGUUUUCAACAGGUUCUUUGAAAUGAAGAUGAAAUAUGACGAGAGUGACAACGCCUUCAUCCGUGCCUCGCGUGUCGUCACAGAUAAAGUCACCGAUCUCAUUGGUGGGCUGUUCUCCAAGACAGAGAUGUCUGAAGUGUUGACUGAGAUCCUGAAGGUAGACCCCAACUUUGACAAAGACUCUUUCCUGAAGCAGUGUGAACAGGACAUCAUUCCCAACAUCCUGGAGGCCAUGAUUCGUGGCGAUCUGGACGUCCUGAAGGACUGGUGCUAUGAAGCUACGUACAGCCAACUGGCGCAUCCCAUCCAGCAGGCCAGGACGAUGGGUCUGCAGUUCCACUCUAAGAUCCUGGACAUUGACAACAUUGAUCUUGCCCUGGGGAAGAUGAUGGAACAGGGUCCCGUGCUGAUCAUCACCUUCCAGGCCCAGCUGGUCAUGGUGAUCCGCAACCCCAAGGGAGACGUGGUGGAGGGAGACCCGGAGAAGGUCCUGCGUAUGAUGUAUGUGUGGGCACUGUGUCGCGAUCAGGACGAGCUGAACCCGUACGCAGCCUGGAGGCUGCUGGAUAUCUCCGCGUCCAGUUCAGAGCAGAUCCUCUGAGGGCCGGCUGGUGCAGGGAUGGAGGACGCGGGCAUGCUGGUUUGCCCCAUCACCCACCAGCAGUCACCUGGAACGACAGGCUGCUCCAUCGCCCUCCACCCCUCCCCCCGGACUUCCUGCUCUGUUACUUGAGGAGCAGUUCUGGAAUGGGCAGGUCUUUCUCCACAGACUGAGCGGGACUGAGCUGACCAGCAUGCCCGGGUCACAGACUGAGCUGUCACUGCGGCGUGACGUCCAGCAGUUCAACUGGAAAUAAGGCCUCCUCCCUCCUCCACCCGGACUGCGCUCCAUCCUGCUAGCCGUCACAGCACACGUUUAAGAUGCUAUUUUUAAACUUUAUGUUAGGCUUUUUGGUUUGCCUGUGCCAUAAAUGCCUACGGUUUUGUAAAAAAAAAUUAAUAAUAAUAUAGGAAAGAAACCCAUCUUAUUUUUGCAAUUUAUCAAACCUAAGAAAUAUUUAUUCAACAGUUAUGUUCCCUGGUCAACAACAGAGAUUCCGUUUUAAGAGCGCGGUGUCUGUACUGAUAUCCAUGCUCUGGGAGGUCAGGGUGUCGACUGUGUCCUGGUUAUAAAAGCUGCCCUUACUUGAACGUCCAAUACAAAUUGGGAUUGGCAUUUAUUUGUACUUGUAGCUAACUGGUUCAAGCACAUGGCUGUAAUGCAGUGUUUGCAGUGAGUUGCUGCUGCUUGCCCCUCUUAACAGCCCCAGUUUGGUCCGGUUCGGUCCUGCACUGUCUCAGACCCCUGCUGCUCUUUUGGGGUGUGAGAUUGACAGCUGAUGUCUGCAGGCAUGACCCCGACCCCAUCACACCCCCCCCCCCCCCCCCCCCCCCAGGUUAAAGAUGCCACAGGUUUUUGAUGGGAGUGCGCGCACAUCGAACAGAGUUCAUUCUGCCGUUAUGGGUUUCGUUCGUGUUGAGAAACAUUUCGUUUUACUUUGACUCGACUGCGUGUCAGCUGUCAGGGUACAGCGCCGGUCCCUCCUUCCCUACUGUCAACUGCUGAGAGGGGCUGCUUUUCUGCUCGUGCGAUCAGAAAAUGCUCUUCUGCCCUAAGUGGAGUAUUUUGCUAAGUGAGAAGUCCUCAUUAAGAGAGGUGGGAAGUGUUCCAAAAGCUUUUAUAUGGUGGGGCGGUUGUUUCCUAUGUCAGUGCACUACCGUCUGAGUUCAGCCACGUUCACAGAAAGGGAACCGUCUCCACAUGGAUAUUAAGUAUUAAGUCGUUGCGUUUCUGCUGUGUGUCUGCCUGCUGGGGGGCCCAGGUAUCGGUCUGCCUGCUGGGGGGCCCAGGUGUCGCAGUUGGGACAGUCUCCUGAUCUAAGAAAUGUUACCUGUGUGUUCAACAGUAUCAAUAAAAAGUCAGAGCUGUGGUCCGCUCCCCCGCCAUCAAA
Brienomyrus brachyistius is the source of this 2789-nucleotide messenger RNA. It is a transcript of the gene timm44, whose product is annotated as translocase of inner mitochondrial membrane 44 homolog (yeast). The record is from RefSeq and is a predicted model, not a curated record. Lineage: Eukaryota; Metazoa; Chordata; Actinopteri; Osteoglossiformes; Mormyridae. Bases 44 to 1399 code for a protein of 451 amino acids. Gene Ontology annotation, cellular component: mitochondrial inner membrane. Gene Ontology annotation, molecular function: protein-folding chaperone binding. Gene Ontology annotation, biological process: protein import into mitochondrial matrix. The transcript has 13 exons.